Molecule: messenger RNA, 1305 nt
Organism: Helianthus annuus (common sunflower)
Lineage: Eukaryota; Viridiplantae; Streptophyta; Magnoliopsida; Asterales; Asteraceae
Product: benzoate carboxyl methyltransferase
Exons: 4
Coding region: 68-1177 (369 amino acids)
Biological process (GO): methylation
Molecular function (GO): S-adenosylmethionine-dependent methyltransferase activity
Source: RefSeq, a predicted model, not a curated record
ACAUGUGGUACCAGGUCUAUAAAAAUAAGUUCACGCUGCUGGAAAACAAAGAUAAGGAAAAAUAGUAAUGGGAACGGCAAAUAUUCUACACAUGAAUCCUGGCAACGGAGAAUCAAGCUAUGCUAGUAACUCCUUACUUCAGGAAACAGUUAUACGGAAAACGCUACCCAUCCUAAGGCAUACAAUCAAAGGUAUUACUAAUCAUGACUUAUUCUUCAGUGCUUGUUUCAAGAUUGCGGAUUUGGGAUGCUCUUCCGGUAAAAAUACACUGUUGGUUGCAUCUAAGAUAAUCAAUGUCGUCACAGAAAUGUGCAAAGAAAAUAAUUGUAAACCACCACAAUUUCAAGUAUGCUUGAAUGACCUCUUUGAAAAUGAUUUCAAUAACCUUUUCAAAUUGUUACCAAGUUUUUAUUCAAAACUUAAGGAGGAGAACGGAGAGAAUUCCUGCCUUUGUUUCAUUUCAGCAGUUCCUGGUUCUUUCUAUGGUAGACUUUUUGCGGACAAAAGUUUGCACCUUGUUCACUCCUCUUACAGUCUUCAUUGGCUUUCUCAGGUACCUGAAGGCCUUGAAAGUAACGCACUGAAUAUAUACAUGGCAGAAACAAGUCCCCCAGGUGUGUUCCAAGCAUAUGGGAAGCAAUUUAAAACCGACUUCACAAAGUUUUUGCAAAUGCGCUCUCGGGAACUUGUAUGUGGUGGUCGUAUGGUUUUAACAUUUGCUGGGCGUAGUGUUGCUGAUCCCACGAGUGAUGAUGGUUGUUGUCUAUGGGAGUUGCUUGCACAAUCACUACUUGACUUGGUCAAAGAGGGGCUGGUUCAAGAAACGGAUAUUAACUCAUUCAAUGUCCCAGUUUAUUAUCCAUGCGAAGAUGAAGUUAGAAAUGUAAUCGAAAAUGAGGGAUCAUUUUCUCUUGAAUGCUUGACAACGUUUAAAGUCAACUGGGAUCCAUUUGACGAUGACUACAAAAAUGUGAACGCUUCUGAUGAGGCCAGCCAAACCCACGGGGAAAACACGGCAAAAAUGGUGAGAGCAGGUAUGGAACCGUUGUUGGCUUCUCAUUUUGGGAAAUCCAUAAUCGACGGGUUAUUUCAGAAAUAUAAAAAACAUGUGGCCCAGCAUCAAGCUAAUAACAAAACAAGAUUCUUUAACUUUGUCAUUGCAUUAGCUAAAAAAUGAACAAUUCGCUUGUUCAUAUAAUUGUAUUUCUUAUUUCAACUUCUGUUCAUUUCGGUGACAUAGUGUAUUGUAUUGUAUUUUUGUCACUUUUAAAUUAUUGGCCAUUUAUGAAGGCUAUUUGCUACCUA